AUGCUGGCUGAACCAUCCAUAUCGGUCCUUGGCUUGGACCCGACGCACCGGAACUGCGUCCUGAACGGCAACGCGUUUCAGCAAGAUGUUAUCCAAUCAUACAACGGGUGGCAGUAUGCAAGCUUCUACAGCUCUCUAUCGGUGGACUCCGCUCAAGAGCCGCUGUAUAUCCAUCUAUCACGUAGGAAACUUCCGGAGGGAAAGUGGGAGACUCUCAUCUUUGAGGAUUAUCCUCAGACAACAGAUGAUGGGCACAACACUAUACAGCUCGGUAUCUGUCCCGGAGACGGCACCAUCCAUCUUUCGUAUGACCACCACUGCGAUAGAAUAAGAUAUCGCUACUCCCAACCCGGCGUCGCCCACACCCCAGAAUCCUUCCUGUGGUCCGCCUCUCUUUUCACACCACACCUAUCGCAGCUCCCCGGUCUCGGGGAAGAACACGACGAGCUACUUAGCUAUGUCACAUACCCGCGCUUCGUACAACUGAACCGCAACCUACUCUUCUCGUUCCGCACUGGCAAGGCCGGUCUAGGCGACGACCACUUGGCUGUAUAUGGACCGCAGAAAGAUAGUUCCUAUGGGUACACGGUUCUAGGCACGAAUCUAAAAGGUAUCGAUAAUAACCCGUAUAUCCACGGCCUAGACAUACGCGCCGGCCGGCUACACGCGACGUGGGUAUACCGAGGUUUCGUGUGGUACGAGGGCUGGGACGACCCUCUAGAUAUCAAGCACAAGCAACAACGCGGACCGAAUUCCGCUGAGAAUAAUCAUAAUAUCUGCUAUGCGUACUCCGACGAUGGGGGCUGGUCGUGGCGGAACGGGGCGGGAGAGUUGAUUGCGGAUUUGGCGAAGGGCGAGAGUGUACAGCCUGAUGCACCGGGAAUCGUGGCGUUUGAGAUUCCUAAGGGCUCGGGGCUCUCGAAUCAGGAAGCGCAGGCUAUCGAUCAUGAGGGAGGGGUACAUGUGUUGAAUCGGGAUGCAGUAGAUGGUGAGCAGAAGUGGAAACAUUAUUAUCGAUCACCGAAAGGCGUCUGGACGCAACAUGCCCUCCCUCACGUCCAGGGCGUAAAAGGAGGCAAGAGAGGACAGCUAGCCGUGAGCAAAGAUGACGACUUGUAUCUUAUCUUACCGGACUACACGACGCCAGUAUUGACAGUCUUAAAGGCAUCUAAGGCAUCUAAUUACUCCGAAUACGAGCUCGUGUGGCGGGAGAACGGAUUCCCGCCGACGGAGCCCUUAGUUGACACUACGCGGCUAGAUUAUGACAACGUACUAUCGGUGUUCACACGAGCUACUAAUGGAGCAGAUAUAGAGUCGAGCCCACGAGUUGAUGUUGUGGUUAUUGAUUUUAAGUUAUAA
This is a messenger RNA of Daldinia childiae, 1359 nucleotides long. RefSeq lists its product as uncharacterized. The record is from RefSeq and is a predicted model, not a curated record. The transcript is spliced from 4 exons. Bases 1 to 1359 code for a protein of 452 amino acids. Lineage: Eukaryota; Fungi; Ascomycota; Sordariomycetes; Xylariales; Hypoxylaceae.